Messenger RNA from Linum trigynum, 3881 nucleotides. The record is from the annotation of a GenBank genome assembly. NCBI's taxonomy places the organism in Eukaryota, Viridiplantae, Streptophyta, Magnoliopsida, Malpighiales, Linaceae.
AAAUACUUCUAUCAAUAAAUAGUUUAGUUUGACAAAGGUGAAGAUAUAUUUAACUACGUUCGAGUUCCUUGGUCUCAUCAAAUUAUCGCAAGCCGCAUAUGCUUAAGUCAAUUUUAUUGGUUGUUAGUGGAUAGUGCGGUUAAGGAGAAGUUUUUAGUUAAUAACUAAUGAAGGGUAUGCUGGUAAAUGACAUAUUUAACUUAUUUAAUAUUUAACCUAAUUUGAUAUUUAAAAGACUAAACGUCAACCCUAAUUUCAUAACGGCUGCCGGUUAGGGUUUUUGUUUUUUGUUUUUUACAGUUUCGUCGUCUUCUGCCCAGCGUAAACUUUCAGUGACCGUCCAGCCACUGUCCGGUCAUCUUGCCGCCGACGUCUUUCUUCCCUCGAAUAAAAAGGCUUGGUAAGGCUGGUUGGGUAAGAGCUGCAAGCCCUUUGUUUGUGGUCUCUCUCUUACGUAGCUUGUUUUUCGUUUAUGAUACUCACCGUGAAACAUAUGCAGGAUUUGACGUUUGUGGUUUCAGAUACCCGCCGCCGGGAAAGAGGGGCGGUCGUCCUUUUUAUUAUUUCUGACUUGCUUUUUUUGUCAAUGGUCUCCAGUUUUGUUGGUCGCUGAACCUCCAGUCCGCCGGUCAUCGUGGUCGGAAUUUAUUUCCUUACGCGGAUAGGAAAGGUCAAUGCCGGCGUUUAGUAUGCUACUGUUUUUGUUUUUAUAUUUUUGUUUCAUAGUUUUUGUUGUUGCACCACUUUCUUGCCAAAUCGCCUGCAUCCAUUGUUAAUGUUUUGACAAGAGAAAAUGUUGUUAUGUCGGUAUUUGAGUUAAUAAUAAGUCUCCAGUUAACUAUUAACGAUUGUGAUUGGAACUAUUAAUUUUGGUCUUGUGUUAUUUACAACAAUUAUAUAAUAAUUUUCUUCAUUAUUAACAUUUUUUUAAUUCCUAGUUAUGUCUCUGUUAAAUUAGAUUAUUAACAUCUUCUCAUGCGUUAUCAACAUAUUUACGUGCAACUUCUAUUCCUUCAGCAGGAUCUUACCCGACUUUACUGUAUCAUUUUAACCAAUUGAAUCGAAGAGCAAAAAUGACACAAUCGGUGGCCGCUUCUUGAGGUACAAAAUAGAUAAUGGACUAUCUAUUUAUGGGUGGCAUAUUGGAUGGUUAAAUCGCGGUUUAAUAUCGAUACACUCAUAAAUAACGAAAUCACUGUAAGUGAGUGAUUAAUAUGGGUUGAGUAUGGAUCGAUAAACCUUAUAUUCGCAAUUAUUUGGAUGGGUGGUGGCGGAUUGCAAAUCAUUCACCCCAGCGCCAAUGGCCACCCCAAAUCUUCUUACAUGACGGAUCAGUGGAUUUCCCGAAAAAGUCAACGAUAAUAUAUUGUGUGCUGAAACCGUAGUUUAAUAAUGGGUAAACCGUUUCAUAAUGCUAAAAACUAACAUUUUAGCCUCCAAUAAAAUGUUUUUCCGAUUGACCGCCAAUAUGAUUUCACAAACUUUUGUAUUCUUUUUUUUUUUCAAUCGUCUUUACGAAUACGCUGAACUGAACCACACAUGGUUUUUACAAAUACACCAGUUAAAAAGAAGAAUCCAAAUCAGCUCGUCGUGAGUGGAUAAGUGAUCCCCCGAUAAUACACACACUAAAAAUGCUUGAUGAAGCGGCUGAGUUCUGUCCUUCCUAAGCUGGUCACACAUAAUCAACAUGCUUCGGUUCGCGGAAGACACAUCUCUGAAGCUACACUCAUCGCUAACGAAUUGGUGGACAGCAGAAGAAAGUGUAAGAAGCCGGGACUUAUGUUCAAACUAGAUAUAGAGAAGGUCUUCGAUAAUGUCAGUUGGGAAUGCAUGUUCGGUGUGAUGGAGAGAUUGGGUUUCCCAAAUAAAUGGCAGCAAUGGAUUAAAGGGGAUCUUUGUUCUCCUAUGACGUCUGUUCUGGUUAACGGGGAAGCUUAUGGCUACUUUCGGGCUAGUAAAGGGGUUCGGCAAGGCGAUCCCCUUUCCCCUGGCCUAUUCGUAUUGGUAAUGGAUGUUCUGUCUUUCAUGAUCUCGAAGCUUCGGGGGGUGAAUGGUAUUUCUGGCUUCUUCAUGGAUGAGAACAGCGGACGAGGUGAGGUUACACAUCUCCUCUUCGCCGAUGACUCCCUAAUCUUCUGCGAUGCCUCUGCCGACCAGGUUCUUAACUUACUCGCUACUUUGGUUUGUUUUCAGUCGGUCACGGGGCUUAAAAUUAAUCUCGAUAAAUCCAUGAUGUUUACCGUGGGAGAUGUCCCCGAGCCUAGCUUCCUUGCUGCAAUUUUUGGGUGCAACUGGAGUAGCGAGCCUACAAAAUAUCUUGGUCUUCCGUUGGGGGAUCGCCCAAACUCCAUUUCCAUUUGGAAUCCUGUCAUUAGCAAAUACCAUAAUCGGCUGCAGGGGUGGAGAAGCAGGUUCCUUUCUUUGGGUGCCAGGAUAGUAUUGAACCAAUCCAUUCUCAAUAGUUUAUCUGUCUACCAUUUCUCUCUGUUGAAAGCUCCUAAAACUGUCUUGAAUACAAUGGAAAAGAUCCAAAGGAAGUUCUUAUGGUGUGGUGGGCAGCAGGAAAGCAAAUUUCAUCUCAUUAGAUGGGAUACGUGCAAAGCAUCAAAACAGAGGGGUGGACUGGGUGUGGUGGAUCUCGAAAGUUUUAAUAUGGCCUUGCUUGGGAAGUGGCUGUGGAAAUACGCUACUGAGAGAGAUAGCUGGUGGAGGCAGCUCAUUGGGGUGAAAUACGCUAGCACGGUUUCGGAAUGGAAAACUAAAAAGAGUGUGGAAGGGUUUAGCAGUUCGGUUUGGGCAAACAUUAGUAAGGUGGGUGAGUUGUUUUGGCAAGGGGCUUCCAUUGAACCAGGCUCUGGCUCUGCAGUUUCCUUAUGGCACGAUGUCUGGAUCCCGGGCUUUCUGCUGGCCAGCUCUUUUCCGCGGGCUGCUGCUGCUGCUGCUCAUCCGGAUGCUAGCCUGCUUGACUCCUUCUCACGUUCAGGUGAUGAUUUAGUGUGUGAAAUUUCAUUUUCUGUGUCUUUAAGGGGUGGGGCUGAAUUUGAGAGAGUGGGUUGUAUAGAAAAAGUUAUUGCUAAUUCUCACAGAAUCACCAAUAGUCCUAGUCGUAUGGUGUGGAACCCAAAUGCAGAUUGUAUGUUUUCUGUUAGAUCGUUUUACAGGUUUCUUGUGGAUGGCAAAUUUGAUGGGAACGAGAAUUUCAAGUACAAAUCCAUUUGGAAAAGCAUGAUCCCUACAAAGAUCUGUGGGUUUCUGUGGCUCGUUUGGCAUAAGAAGAUCCUCACCCUCGACAAUUUGAAGAAACGAGGUAUGCAGCUGGCAAGCCGGUGUGUUCUCUGCUACAAGAAUGAAGAAUCGAUCAACCACAUCAUGGUGGAGUGCCCCUACACUAGGCGGGUGUGGGAUGAGGUGCUCAGAAACAUCACUUGCCCGGAUUUGUCUUCAGGAGACAUAACCAGCAUCAUUGAUCAUUAUGGUCCUAAUAUUGAAGGCGUUGAGAUCUGGUUUGCAGCAUGUGUCAUUCACGCGAUCUGCUGGUUUGUUUGGAAAGAAAGAAAUCAGAGAAUUUUCCAGGAAUCUUGCUGCCCUCACUUUACUGUCAUCAGGAAAAUCACCAGGAACAUCGUCCACUGGAUGGUGGCACAUAAGAAGAUUGAUGAACAGCAAGGGGUGCGCUUCAUUCAGGAUCGAUUCCGGAGUUGGGGGGCCACUGUUGGGUGAUCUUUUUCUGGGCUCCUCCACGUCUCUGUUCUUUUUUUUCUUCGGCUUUUGUCAGUUUUGUAGCAUUUGUUGCUGCUGCCUCUCUGUUUUUCUUGGCCUACUGCUCGUGGGUCUGUCUUGUACGUUAUGUUAUUUCCUUUUAAUAAAGUUCAUCAUCAUUA